Messenger RNA from Nezara viridula (southern green stink bug), 1611 nucleotides. The record is from the annotation of a GenBank genome assembly. NCBI's taxonomy places the organism in Eukaryota, Metazoa, Arthropoda, Insecta, Hemiptera, Pentatomidae.
AUGGGCACACCACAAAGUACCCCUGUGGGAACUCCUCGUGGAACGAGAGAUGGAGGUGAUUCAUCAGAUACAAUGAGUGAAACAGAUUCCCAGAAAUCUUUAAGAACAAGAAGAAAACUGCCAUCUAUUCCUUCAGAUCAAGAAGCUAUUACUCUUCCAAACACAAAAAAAAGAGAUAGGGUUAAACCAAAAAGUCCGCAUGAUAAAUUUAGCCGUUCAUAUUCUCCAUUGAGGCAGUUUUCAGAUGGGGGUUAUAGAGUAUCUUCAUCAAAUCUGAUGUUACACAGGCCUAGCUCUAGUGAAACAAAUCUCAGAAAAAUUUCUAAUUUUGGUCCAGAAACAGUUCCCAGGCCUGGAUCUGCUCUUGGUCUUCUGCAAGGGUCAAGUGUUGUCAGCAGCAGUGGGAUGCAUGUUGAUUAUAAUAGAGAUUCAGAACUAGCUUCUUGCUUACCACCUGAUCUUCGUUAUUUACUUCAUUCUUAUAAAAGCACAACAGAUGUUCCUUAUACAAAGCAGCAAUUUAUACAAGCGUAUAAGGAACACUUGGGAAGUGAUGUGAAAAUGUCAAUGGCUGAUAGGCGAACUUUAAAUAGAAUGUCAAAUAUUGACUGGGAAACUGAGAGGUUAUUAAGUCGUAACAAAGACCUCUUAAGAAAUCCCAAAAGCAGGCUAGACAUUCAACGUAAAAUUGCAUAUUCAGGAAUUGGAAGGACUAGAAAACUUCGUACCCAUAGAAGGCAAUUAUCAGAUCCUAAGAUACAUUUAGAAAUGAGUCCUCUUAAAGAUUGCAGUGAGGGGCAUUACAAUAGGGGAUAUUAUGGAGUUGUUCAUCCAUCACUUCGACCACCAUAUAAAUCAUUUGAAUACGAAUCCAUUGAUGAUGGGAAACUUUCAGAUUGGGAUACAUCUCAUCCAUAUCUUGCUUCUUAUGCCAUAGCAGGUGGUGCACUUCGAGAAACAGCUAUAAAUAGUGUUUUAGAAAAAGAUCAUAUCAACAGUGAUCAAAUGAGGUAUGAUAUGAGGAGAUACAGUGAUAGCUUGGACAUUAGGCAUCGUGAUGUAGGUAAACAUCAUAAGCCUCGUUCUUGGCAGCCAUCUCCUUAUGGAAGUGAUGAGGAAGAUGAUACUUUAAGUAGAGAACAGAAAAAGGCUAAAAUUAAAGCUGAGAUUGCUCGACGACGUCAGCAAAUUGAAGAGAAUGCAAGGCUACAUGAGGAACUUCUACGAUUAGCACGUUUGAGAGAAAGUGCUGAGUUAGGAUAUGCUCCUUUGGGAAACACACCAACACUGUCUGGUGAUUAUGCUAUGUCAAGUGUAUUGAAGUCCAUUGAUGAUUUGAUAGGAAGAGAAUCUGACUAUGCUUAUCAUAGAACACCUGAAGAUCGUUCAAUGGACAGGAUUGCAUCCACCUUUAGAACGGAUGAUUAUACUUCGGGGGUUUAUGAACGGUUAACAGAUUUUUCCCCUGUAACUGAUUUCAGCACUCCUCAUGCUAUGCCUCUUCUUCCAGAUAUGCCUACAAGAUCUAGGAAAUUAUUAGAAGAUUUAGGCUCUUCCCCUAUAACUGAAUCAGUUCUCACUCUUCCCCAAAAGGCCAAAGCCCUUUUGUAA